Gadus morhua (Atlantic cod) is the source of this 1150-nucleotide messenger RNA. RefSeq names its product HscB mitochondrial iron-sulfur cluster cochaperone (gene hscb). The coding region runs from base 186 to 992 and encodes 268 amino acids. The record is from RefSeq and is a predicted model, not a curated record. The transcript has 6 exons. Gene Ontology annotation, molecular function: ATPase activator activity; protein-folding chaperone binding. Lineage: Eukaryota; Metazoa; Chordata; Actinopteri; Gadiformes; Gadidae. Gene Ontology annotation, cellular component: mitochondrion. Gene Ontology annotation, biological process: [2Fe-2S] cluster assembly; protein complex oligomerization.
CCGAGCCGAGGGGGGCGCUACUGCUGCCUAGCGGAAACACUCGUGAUAUCUAUGUAUAAAUCCACGCACCCAGACAGCCGUGUUUAUUAUCAUACACCAUGACCGACACCAAAACUUCCUAAACACUCAUGAGCCACAUCGACUAUUGUGUCUGACUCCGGGACGCUCACAAACGGGUUUGGAUCAUGUUGUCACUGGUCGGUGCGCGGUCCAUUCGGUGGUUCAGGACCGUCCUUCCAGUGAGGUACUCAGUCGUUACGGGGGGACAAACUUAUGAUACGCAACCCACAGAGGAAGCACUAGGUAGACAUGUAAACUCCGGGCCACCCAAAGUGGGCUCAUCGUUUGUAUGUAGGACACACGUGGGGUCAUUCCGGGGUUAUUGCACUGCACACACCAAACUCAGUUGUUGGAAGUGUCAGCAGACCCUUGAAGACCAGCCAACCUUCUUCUGUCCUCUCUGCAAAGUCGUCCAGCCUGCAGAUGAGUCAGCAUCCCACUUCCAGAUUUUGAACAGUCCCCACUCAUUCACGCUGGACACACAGAAGCUUCAGAAGACGUACCUGCAGCUGCAGCGCACACUACACCCAGACAACUUCAGCCAAAACACAAAGGAGGAGCAGCAGCACUCGGAGGACCAGUCGGCCCUGUUGAACAAGGCGUACCGGACGCUGCUCAAGCCUCUGAGUCGAGGCCUGUAUAUGUUGGAGCUGGAGGGCAUGGCCCUAGAGGAGGGGAGCGACUCCGGGGCGGACCCCAGCUUCCUGUUGGAGCUGAUGGAGCUGAACGAGGCGGUGGAGGACGCGCAGACGCCGGAGGAAGCCGACCGGAUCGGCCGCGACACGAAAGUGAAGCUAGAGGAACUGACAGACCAGAUAGACGGAGCUCUGAACAGAGGGGAGCAUGAAGCUGCCAAGGCACUGCUUAUCCGGAUGAAGUACUUUGCAACCGUUGAAGAGAAAGUGAAAGAACAACUUUCUAAGCUUAUGUGAUAUAUCUAUAUAUAUAUUUAUUUGAGCAAGUUUAAAAUGUGCAGGAGCAAUUUACAUUCGAUGGGUGGUAUAUUAUAUAUUUAUAUAUGAGUUUGUUUAAUAUUUUAAAUAAAGGAAAUUUUAUUCUAAAGUAUGAAUAAAUUAAAUUGAUUAAGAAA